CAGAAAUUUAAUGAGACUCUCGACAGCGUCAACGGAAUCUAUGUGGUUCUGACUUGACACCUAGGUAGGCAUCUAUAAAAAUAAAUACUGCCUUUUUCUAUGAACUCUUCAUCGCUUCACAUUCAAGAAACUCUGGCCAUAACGCGCUGUUCCCCCGAGUCACCUUUACUUCAAUCCAGCCUUAAUUGAUCAUUGGAGUCAAAGUGGCAACAGGAUAGCACCUCAAACUGUUAGCAAAGGCGAUUCAAGCCAAUUUUCAUCAUGGGCUCCCUUGGCUCCGAUGCAAAGCUACCAUGGAUCCGAACACCAUGUCUCUUGAGCCCUCAACUGUCCCGCGUGGCAGGCUGCAAUGUAUACCUUAAGCUUGAGAAUCUUCAACCCUCAGGCUCUUUCAAGUCUCGCGGCAUUGGCAACCUUAUGACCCAAGCGGCUGCUGCUGCCACAGGCCCGGUCCACUUCUACUGCUCAUCUGGAGGCAACGCUGGUCUGGCAUGUGCAACUUCUGCCCUCUCUCUGGGCCAAAAGGCGACUAUCGUAAUUCCUACCAUCAUUACUGAGCUGAUGAAGGGCAAGCUUCUCGACCUUGGGGUGGAAGUACACCAAAAAGGCAGGAAUUGGGCCGAGUGUGACAAGUAUAUGCGUGAGGAGCUAUUGGCAAAUGAUCCCAUGGGCAUAUAUGUCCCGCCCUUCGACGAUCCUCGGGUUUGGGACGGUGCAGCAACUAUGGUUGAUGAGAUCCGAGAUCAACUUGAAGAGCCCAUCGAAGGGAUUGUCUGUAGCGUCGGAGGCGGCGGUUUGAUCAAUGGCCUGAUGCAAGGCGUUGAGGGCCGUCCCUGGCAAGAUAAGAAACCAGCUGUCGUUGCCGUCGAAACCAAGGGAGCAGACAGUCUCAACGCAAGUGUCCUUGCCAAAGAACACGUAACACUCCCUGAGAUGACCUCGAUCGCAACGUCUCUGGGCGCCACUAGAGUGUCAGAGCAGACUUGGAAAUGGAGCCAGCAAUCUUCGGGUACUUUGAAGAGCCUCGUUGUAUCUGAUGCGGAUGCUGCCAUUAGUGCCGUGCGCUUCGCUGACGAUGGGCUGCAUUUGGUUGAAGUCGCUUGCGGUGCUGCCCUGGCUCCCGCUUACCGAGGGGAUCUGAGAAGACUGCUUGGACAGGGCAUGUCCGACGAGGAAUGGGGUAAGAAGAACGUGGUGAUUGUGCUUUGUGGUGGUUCGAAUGUUACUCUGGGCAUGCUCAAUGAAUAUCGGGAUAAGUAUCGAGGGGAAUCCUCAAUCAAGAUUUGAGUGAGUCCAUAGAACAUACACAUAGAGGCAUAGAUACUGGAGUAGAUAAAUAGACGGUUAAUUAUCAAAACUUCCUCGCAAG
This is a messenger RNA of Fusarium verticillioides 7600, 1369 nucleotides long. RefSeq lists its product as hypothetical. The record is from RefSeq and is a predicted model, not a curated record. NCBI's taxonomy places the organism in Eukaryota, Fungi, Ascomycota, Sordariomycetes, Hypocreales, Nectriaceae. The coding region runs from base 262 to 1287 and encodes 341 amino acids. Gene Ontology annotation, biological process: L-serine catabolic process; L-threonine catabolic process. Gene Ontology annotation, molecular function: L-serine ammonia-lyase activity; threonine deaminase activity; pyridoxal phosphate binding. The transcript is spliced from 2 exons.